AGUGGGGCAAUUCUGUUGGAUCGGAAGCAGCUGCUGGGGGAGGCAAAGCAGUAGCAUUAGGCGUGGCGUGUGCAGCAACCAUCUUGCUCUCUCUCCCACACCCCCCCUUCCCCCACACCACCGCCCCACAGAGCGAGACCAUUCUGCUGGAUCUGAAGCAUCUGCUGCGCGAGGCCAAGCAGCGCAUCCCGCCGGUGCUGGCCUCUCUGGACGACCCCAUGGAGGACGCCGAGGCGCUGGCUGCCGCCUCCGGCGUGCGCGGGUGUGCCUUCUGUGGCGGGCUGGGCCACCGCAUCAGCGAGUGCCCCAAGCUGGAGCACCAGAAGACCCAGGCCAUCUCCGGCUCGCACAAGGACUACCUGGGCUCUGGCGGAUAUGGUGGCGAGAUGUAA
Closterium sp. Yama58-4 is the source of this 392-nucleotide messenger RNA. NCBI's taxonomy places the organism in Eukaryota, Viridiplantae, Streptophyta, Zygnematophyceae, Desmidiales, Closteriaceae. The record is from the annotation of a GenBank genome assembly.